Molecule: messenger RNA, 876 nt
Organism: Acanthosepion pharaonis
Lineage: Eukaryota; Metazoa; Mollusca; Cephalopoda; Sepiida; Sepiidae
Source: the annotation of a GenBank genome assembly
AUGAAACGCCAGAAACUUAUCUGUCAUUCAGGUUCUUUCUUUCUUUCUUUCUUUCUUUCUUUGCUUUUUUUUUUUUUUUUUCUUUUUUUUUUUUUUUUUUUGUCGAAAUGCACUCGAUAUUUAAUGUCCGUUAUACAGUGUUUUGCACUAGUUAUCUAUCUAUCUAUCUAUCUAUCCUAUUUGUUGAGUAUGAACUGGACGAUAGCUGAAUCUAUCUAUCUAUCUCUAUCUAUCUAUCUAUCUAUCUCAUUCUUUAUCUAUCUAAACUUUCAUACGUAUCAAAUGCUACUAAUUUGCUUAAGUGAUAUUUCAAUCCCAUCCAGACAUUUCGAUACCAUUUUGCCCCAUCUACUCACCCUCCACGUUGAUUCCAUUCUAAUUCUACAUGUUUUUCCUUUUGAGAAUCCAUUCUCCUUUUACAUUCCUAGUCAGUUCUCUCUCUCUCUCUCUCUCUCUCUCUCUCACCUGUUUGGUUCCACCCCAAUGACACUCCAUCUCAUAUCCCAACAACUUCCUUUCUUUCUCUUUCUCUACUUUCUCUCCACAAUUUCUCUCCCUUUCUUAACUUCAUUUUCUGGGCUCAGUUUCUCCCCCUCACUUAAUAUAUGUCGUAUGAUUUUUUUCUCUCUCUUUUUCUUUACUUUUUCUGGUCAACUUCUCUUUAUCACUCGCUCUCUCUCCCCCUCUCUCUCUCACUCGUUUCCAUCCUUGCUCAAAAAUGUUUCCCUUCACUCUCUCUCUCUCUCUUUUUACUUUCUCUUUCCACUUUCAUUCUCUCUCUAUUGUCUCUCUCUCUCUUACUCAGUAACUCUCAUAGAACUCCCGCUCCCUCCGUUUCAUUAUUUUCACUUUCUCUCUUUCUCUCCCUGUUUCUAA